Phodopus roborovskii (desert hamster) is the source of this 3384-nucleotide messenger RNA. RefSeq names its product tetratricopeptide repeat domain 34 (gene Ttc34). The record is from RefSeq and is a predicted model, not a curated record. Gene Ontology annotation, molecular function: protein binding. The transcript has 8 exons. Bases 1 to 3261 code for a protein of 1086 amino acids. NCBI's taxonomy places the organism in Eukaryota, Metazoa, Chordata, Mammalia, Rodentia, Cricetidae.
AUGAAGACCGAGUUUGGCCCAGUGGGGACUGAGAGCGUGAUGUCAGCUCAGGAGCUCGUGGCCUGCCUCUGCCAGGAGGGGGACAAUCACUUGGCCCUGAGGGAGCUGCCCUUAGCCACAGCCUUCUACCUGGCUGCCUUCAGUUGUCAUGGCCCUUCAGCCAUACGGCACGUGAGGGCUGUCCUGGCUGAGGCCCCAGGGGCACCUGUGGUGGCCACACUGGAGGCCUGGUGUCGUGGGGACAGUCAGAUCCCCGAUAUCCACUGGGAUGGCAUGGCGGUGGUCUCCCUGACCGGGCCACUGGCCUCUGCCUUCCUUGGGGCCAUUUACCCAGACCACCCUGCCACGGUUCUGUACCUCUUAGCUGGCCUGCUAGCCCAUGGGCACUACUCCGAUGUGGCACAGCGCUGCAGUGCCCUGCUGGAUGCACACUCGCAACAGACCCUGGAGCUGCAGCUGACCCGUGCCCUGGCCUGGGUCCUGUCCGUGGACCAGGCCAGCGAGGGCAUAACUGCCUAUCUUCAGGCCUUUGCAUCCAGUGCAGACCGGACAGUGGCCUUCAUCCACACCCACCAGCAGCCCUACCUCCCCACGCUGCUCGGCUCCCUCCAGAACCACCUCUCAGGACACCUGAAGGCCACAGGGAGCCCCACCCCACAGGAGACCAACUGCCUGGAGCUCCUGGAGGCCCUGGACCCUAGGGGCAGCUGGGUGGAUGCCAUGUCACCUAAAGCUCUGCUCCGUAGAGGUAGAUUUGAAGAUUGCUUGGCAGCGUGCAGCCGGGACCUGCAACCUGACUCAACGGGGAACAGACCCCAAGGUGAGCACCUGGUGGCCCUGCUGGUCACCCGCGCAGCCGCGGCCUCCUUCCUGGAUGGCCGAGCCGGGGACAUGCUCCUGGACCUACACGAGGCCUUCCGUGAGAGUCCUGCCAGAGCACGAAGGCACUUUCAGGCCCUGCUGAGCGCCAAGGACCGCGAACGCGUGCAAGCUGAGGCGCAGGAGGCCGCGUUCGUGGGAUUCUCCAGCUUCCUGAAGGCUGUGCGAAGCCGCCCGGAGCUGAGAGAGGACGCAGACCGCGAGCUGUUGAUUCCUGUGACCCACGCGCUCCACGUCCUGCUCCGCGUGGCUCCCGCCCGAAGGCGACGCGCGCUAGGGAUCCGCCUGGCCGAGUGCCUGCUGCUGGCCGGGGACGUGGCUGGGGCUCGCGCGCAGUGUGAGCGCCUCCUGCGGCCCAGGCGUCUUGGGGAGAGCAUAGAGGACCGAACUGGAGACUUGGCGCCGCUGCUAGCGCUGCGCGGCUUCUGCGCUCUGCACGCGAGCGAUGCGCGGCGUGCCCGCAAGGACUUCCAGGCGGUGGUGGAGCGCGGGGCACCGCAUGCGGAAGGCUGCGUGCGCGCACUGUGCGGCCGAGGGCUGCUGCGGGUGCUGGAAGGCAGCGCCUUCCUGGGCGCGCUGGACUAUGUCACCGCCUGCCGGCUGAGGCCGGAGGAGGCGCUGCUAGUCGCCAAAGCCUACGUGCCCUGGAACCAGCGAGGGCUGCUGCUGACCGUGCUGCGGGAAGAGGGCCGCAGGAUGCUGUUACGCUCACCCGGCUGUGUGAGGAAAGAUGCUCAGGGAGCCAGCCCCACUGCACAGGCGCAGGAGGGGGAUGCCUAUGGUGUGUACCAGCUGGCCAUGCUGCUGAUGGAGCUGGAUGCACAGGAUGAGACUUCCUGCCUCCUGGUGGCCGACGCCCUGUACCUCUUGGGCCGCCUGGAUGAUGCUCACAAAUCCCUACUGAUUGCCUUGUCCAGGAGGCCCCAGGCAGCCCCUGUGCUGGUGCGGCUGGCCCUGCUUCAGCUGAGGAGGGGCUUCUGCCAUGAUGCCAACCAGCUGGUGAAGAAGGUGGUUCAGUCUGGGGACAUUGCCUGUCUCCAGCACACCCUUGACAUCUUCCACCACGAGGACCUGAAGCUGCUGCAAGGCCACUGCCACACACGGGCAUUAAGCAUACUGCGGGCACGGCCAGGUGGGCCAGUCGGUGAGGCCCACACCAGGGAAGCCAUCGCCUACCUCUCUUUGGCCAUCUUUGCCACAGGGAGUCAGGCCAGUGAGUCCCUCCUCACCCGAGCCCGCUGUUAUGGACUCCUGGGUCAGAAGAAGACGGCCAUGUUUGACUUCAACUCCAUGCUUCGGGAGGAACCAAGGAAUGUGCAAGCUCUGUGUGGACGAGCCUUCGUGCAUCUGGCCCUGGACCAGACUCAGGAAGCUGUAGAUGACAUGGUCUCUGCCCUGAAGCUUGACCCAGGCACUGUGAUUUCUGAGAUCCGCUCCCUGAUGCCAGAAGUCCAGUCACCCCUCACACGUGGCCUCUGUACCCGCUGCCAGGUCCUCCUGAAACAGUGGCUGGACUCUGGAGGCCCCAUCGGGGAGGAGGACACCCAGAGCCUCCUUGCUGUGGGGGAGGCACUGAUUGGAAUCAAUGCUGCACAGCCCAGUUGGCGCCUGCUUCUCACAGACAUCCUCACAGUGCUGGGCAAGUACCAGGAGGCUGGCAUCCACUUGCAAGAAGCCCUACAGCUCACCCCAUCAUCAGAGGCUGCCCAAGCCCGGCGAGGCUUGCUCCAGCUUAAAAAGGGAGAUGUGUCCAGUGCUAUCCAUGACUUGCAAUGCCUGGCAGAGACAGACACUCAGGACCUCAGCUUUCUGCUUCAUCUCCUUGAGUCCCCAGAGCGGCAGAGUCUUACCCAGGCCGCUGUCAAGGAAGCAAGCAACCUCUUGGAUUUAGGACAGCAGGGGCGGGCCCUGGGCUACUGUUCCUUGGCCAUCCUGGCUGGAGGCAACAGUCCUUAUCUCUUGCGUCUCCGAACCGCCUGCCUGACCCAGCUGCAGGAGUAUGACCGGGCACUCGGGGACCUGGACCGUGUGCUGCAGGAGGGUGCAGAGGACAGUGACCUGCCAAGGCGGACAGAGGAUUUCUGCUCCCGGGGUCGCCUGCUUCUGAGCCUGGGCGAUAAGGAUGGAGCUGCAGGGGCCUUCACCCGGGCCUUGGCCCUGUCACCAGCCCAAGCUCAAAGCAGCCUGUCAAAGCAGCCAGGCCGGGCCCCCACAGCCAGUGUGUUCCUGGCCCAUGGGCAGCGCUGUCUAGAGGAGCAGCACUAUGAAGAGGCCUGGACGGCAGCCCAGAAUGGCCUCCUGAUGGAGCCCAGCCACAGUGGGCUGAAGAGGCUGAAGGCGAGGACUCGAAAGGAGGUGUCCUCUGGCUGCAGACUACACUGACCAGCAGCCUAACUUCUCAUCCAGGGUCACUUGACUCCCCAGAUCCAAGAGCUGCCCUCUCCACUGGCCACCCUUCCCUGUCCUUUGCUAUAGGGCUAAAGAAGACACUUCUGGAAGGCUUAC